AUGGAUAUAGAACAGCUGAAGCAGAUUGAGGAGGCCGAGCCGGACAAGAAGGCCCUGAAUGUGUUCCUGGCUAUCGCCGCAGCUCUCCUGUUUGGACUCGGUAUCUGGGGCGUUCAGGGCCCAAACAAGGCUGCCGAGUACUUUGCUGGGUAUCUGCUGGAGCAGUCGCUCUCCAUCGACAACCUCUUUGUCUUUGUGCUGGUGUUCGAGUACUUCAAGACGCCCCGGAAGGCACAGGAUGUGGUGCUGACGUAUGGAAUUGCCUCGGCCGCUGUCCUGCGCCUGGUGCUCAUAGGGGCUGGCUCCAGCAUCAUCGGCCGCUUCAAACCUCUGCUCGUCGUGUUUGCCGCCAUUCUCAUGGUCUCCAGCUUCAAGCUGCUCACACCGCGAAUGACCUUGAGCACAAACUACGAUGGUACCAAUUUCUUCACUGUGGAGAAUGGUGUCAAGAUGGCCACACCCCUUCUCCUGGUUCUGCUCGUGGUGGAGCUCACUGACGUCGUGUUUGCGGUUGACUCAAUUCCUGCGGUGUUUGGUGUCACGCUGGACCCAUUCAUCAUCUACACAAGCAAUAUCUUUGCUAUUCUUUCCCUGAGAAGUGUCUAUGCCUUUGUUGCCACAAUUCUUGGCGAGCUCAAGUACCUGGACAAGGCUAUCGCUGCUGUCCUGGGUUUCAUCGGGUGCAAGAUCCUUGCCGAAUUUGCUGGUCUUGAGAUCAGCACAGCCGCAUCCCUGCUGGUGGUGGUGGGAUUGCUGGAUGUGUAUCAGCCAUCACCCCUUCCUGAGACGCCCACGCUGACGGUACCUGAGGGUCGAGGGUCCAAGCUGCGCGACAUUCCAAAUGUGAACUUCAAGCUAGGCAAAAUCACUGGGAGGGACGAACUUACUGAGCACCUGCACAAUGUGCUGUACAGGCGGAAGGGCGCGGCAGCCCAGAGAAAGAAAGCUGUGUUGGACUUUUCUGGCUUUGUUUUUGACGACGCCAGUCGGGCUGCCAAGAAGAGAGCCGCCGCAAGCAAGAAACGAGAGCGGGAGGCCCAGGUGGGUUGA
Auxenochlorella protothecoides is the source of this 1050-nucleotide messenger RNA. Its product is annotated as putative membrane protein. The record is from RefSeq and is a predicted model, not a curated record. Gene Ontology annotation, cellular component: membrane. Bases 1 to 1050 code for a protein of 349 amino acids. The transcript has 10 exons. Lineage: Eukaryota; Viridiplantae; Chlorophyta; Trebouxiophyceae; Chlorellales; Chlorellaceae.